AACAAAUUAACCUUUAGGAUAAUUAUACUGCUGCAUGUCCCUUGGCUUUUAAUUAAGUUUUUCUCAAUUUAAGUGGUGAUAGUUACGAUCGACACCCCAUUGAAAGGCACAAAAAGGAUCCUAGAUACAGCUUCUAUGUUCUAUUAAUAUCCUCUGCUCUUACUCUUGAUUUAUUUUUUACUUCUUUCAUUACACUCACCGCCUCAUUUACCGACCCUCUCAAAUAACCGAAGGAUCAUCAUAACAUAAUUCAAGAACCAAAUAUUCCCACACCAUUUUACUUUUUCCAUUAUUUCCUUAAUAUCAUUCAAUCUUUUUAAAAUGUAAAGAGUUUAUUUUUAUUUUGGAGGGGUGUUUAUUUGAGAAAAGGCAAUGAUCCCUGGCAGUGCUCAGUGUAGCAUUACAUUGGACAUGUCUUUGAGAUCUGCAGUAUUAACAGUUAUUUCUGAGGUUAAGUUGAGAUAGCCUGAUGUGGGAGGGGCAUUAGAGGCUGCCUUACCAUCAAAGCAGUUGGUGAAAGAAUGGCCACCAGACAUGCUCGAUCCGAGGAUGACCUUUCCUGUCCAAUUUGCGGAUAUAUUCUGAAUCAUCCAGUGGUCCUCACCUGCAGACACAGAUUCUGUAAGGCCUGUCUACAAGACAGCUGGGACACACAAGACCAAAAGGACUCCCACUACUGUCCUCUGUGCUGGCGUUGCUCUUCAAUGGAUCAAAUUGUGGUAAACACUGUGCUAGAGAAGGCCUGUGAAUCCUUCAAAGGCGACAGAAGCAGGAACGACCCAGAUACUUGUAGAGAGCAUGGAGAAAACCUGACACUCUUCUGUUUGGAGGAUUUGGAACCAAUCUGUGGUCUUUGUGGCAAAGCAGCUGCGCACAAGGGGCACAGACUCUAUCCCAUUGCAGAGGGUGCCCAUGAUUGUAAGGAGGAGCUGAAGAGCGCACUUCUGCCCUUGAAAGAGAAGCUACAGCUGUACAAGAAUGCGACAGUAGCAUGCGAGGAGAUGACUGAACAUAUAAAGAACCAAGCUAAACACACUGAAGCACAGAUCAAAAAGGAAUUUGAAGCUCUUCACAACUUCCUUAAGGAGCAGGAGGCUACUAGACUUGCAGAUUUAAAGGCUGAGGAGGAACAGAAGAAUCUAAUGAUCAGUCAGAAGAUUGAGGAGAUAAACAAUGAAGUGGCAACUCUUUCUAACAUUAUCAGAACAGCAGAACAGGAAAUGAAGAGUCAAGACAUCCCAUUCCUUAAGAAUUACAGGGAGACAAUCAGAAGAACCUGGAAAACUUCUCCUGAUCCACUGAUGUUAUCUGGAACACUAAUAGAUGUGGCAAACCACUUGGGCUCUUUGAAAUAUAAAGUGUGGGAGAAGAUGAAAAAAAUUGUUAAAUAUACUCCAGUGAUACUGGAUCCAAAUACAGCAGCAAGCUGUUUCAUCUUGUCUGAAGAUCUCACAGUUCUGCAAAACUCUACCCAGAUCUUCAAGCUCCCAGACAAUCCAGAGCGCUUUGACGUUAGUGCAGAGAUGCUUGGUGCUGAGGGCUACUCCUCUGGACGUCACAGCUGGGAUGUGGAGGUGAAUGACAACACCUACUGGGUUUUAGGAAUAGCCAGCGAGUCCAUUAACAGGAAGGGAAAACACGUGCUGACACCGGCAGAGGGAUUCUGGACUAUAAGAUAUCGUAAUGGAGAACAUAAAGCCUGCACAGCGCCCUGGGAGCCACUUAACAUGUCUAAGAAGCCAGACGUGAUAAGAAUGGUUUUGGAUAUGGACAGAGGAAAGGUGGCAUUUUAUGACCCCAGAGAGCGAACGCCUCUCUACACCUUCACAAAUAUCAUCACACCCCGAGCUUUUCCUUAUUUUUGUACUGCUUGUAAAGAGCAUCCACUGAAAAUCCUACCAGAAAAGAUAACCUUAUCAACUGAGUAAUAACUGAGCUAAAAUAAAGCACUCCAGCUAAGUUUUCAUAUUA
Molecule: messenger RNA, 1971 nt
Organism: Cyprinodon tularosa
Lineage: Eukaryota; Metazoa; Chordata; Actinopteri; Cyprinodontiformes; Cyprinodontidae
Gene: trim35-13
Product: tripartite motif containing 35-13
Exons: 6
Coding region: 522-1928 (468 amino acids)
Molecular function (GO): zinc ion binding; protein binding
Source: RefSeq, a predicted model, not a curated record